Molecule: messenger RNA, 3727 nt
Organism: Silurus meridionalis
Lineage: Eukaryota; Metazoa; Chordata; Actinopteri; Siluriformes; Siluridae
Product: NLR family CARD domain-containing protein 3-like
Exons: 12
Coding region: 144-3233 (1029 amino acids)
Molecular function (GO): protein binding
Source: RefSeq, a predicted model, not a curated record
GUUUUGUCGGGCAGUUGGAAAAGGAAAAAAAAAUGGUUAAUGGUUAAAUAUCGCAAAACACUGAUUUUGAUCAAAGGAAUGUGAUCCAUUCCAGUAGAAAAAAAUCUGACUCUUCUUUGUACAUACUUCACUAAUAUUCAAAGAUGGCGACAACUGAUCUGGACACGGAUAAUGGUUCCCCAGCCACAAAAAAACGUAAGCUCCAGGACGAAGGAUCAGAAUUACCAACACUCAGCUGUAUCUCCAUGAAAAGUGAACAAUCUAUGGGUUUCUGUGUAGAUUUUAAAGAUGGAGAUUAUUCCUCUCCACAAAGCUGCAGUGAUGGGAACAGUGCCAUACAGAUGUUAGAGGACAGCACUGAAAGGAAUAUAAUCACAGAUGCAGGGCACGACAAGGAAUCUUCUGCUGUAAAUGAAUUCCAAAAAGAAUUCAAAGUAAAUCUGAUGAAGAAGUUUCAGUGUUUAAAUGAAGUGAUAAUAAACCAGGGAAACCAAACAGUCCUGAAUGAGAUCUACACAGACCUCUACAUCACAGAGGGAGACAGUGGAGGAGUCAAUAAACAACAUGAGGUGAGACAGAUUGAGGCAACAAACAGGAGAACAACAACAGAGGACACGCCAAUCAAAUGCAAUGACAUCUUUAAGCCCGUAUUUGAACAAGAUGAACCCAUCAGAGCCGUGCUGAUGAAGGGAAUCGCUGGCAUCGGAAAAACAGUAUCUGUGCAGAAGUUUAUUCUGGACUGGGCUGAAGGGAAAGCAAAUCAGGACAUUCACCUCAUAUUUCCACUUCCUUUCAGAGAGCUGAAUUUGAUGAAAGACCAAAAACUGAGUCUGAUGGAGCUCCUUCGUGUAUUUUUUAAGGAAACAAAAGAAACUGAAGUGUACAGCUUUGAAAAGGUUCUGUUCAUUUUUGAUGGAUUGGACGAGUGUCGUUUUCCUCUAGAUUUCCAGAACACAGUGAGAGUUUGUGAUGUAACUAAAUCAGCAUCAGUUGCUGUGCUGCUGAUAAACCUGAUUAAAGGGAAUCUGCUUCCCUCUGCUCUCAUCUGGAUUACCUCCCGACCAGCAGCAGCUGAUCAAAUCCCCUCGGAAUGUGUUCAUCGAGUCACAGAGAUACGGGGGUUUAAUGACCCACAGAAGGAGGAGUAUUUCAGGAAGAGAAUCAGUGAUCAGAUCCUGGCCAAUAACAUCAUCACACACCUGAAGGCAUUAAGAAGCCUCUACAUCAUGUGCCACAUCCCUGUCUUCUGCUGGAUUUCAGCCACUGUUCUAGAGAGAAUGUUGGGUGAAGCAGAGAGUGGAGAAAUCCCCAAAACUCUGACUCAAAUGUACACACACUUUCUCAUCAUUCAGACAAACAUCAUAAGAGAAAAGUUCAAGAAGAAGCAGGAGACUGAUGAAGAAAUUAUUCUUAAACUAGGACAACUGGCUUUUCAGCAACUGAAGAAAGGAAACCUGAUCUUCUAUGAGGAAGACCUGAGAGUGUGUGGCAUUGAUGUGGCAGAAGCAGCAGUGUAUUCAGGUGUGUGUACACAGAUCUUCAAAGAGGAGUUUGUCCUUCAUCAGAGCAAAGUGUACUGCUUUGUUCAUCUAAGUGUUCAGGAACAUCUCGCAGCUCUGUAUGUGCACCUGACAUUCAUGAUAAAUGCUCUUAAACAGGAUUGGUUUCCUGAACAGAAGAUAAAGGAAUUUACAAUCUUAGAUGUACACAAGAGUGCAGUAGAUCAAGUUUUAAAACAUCAGACUGGACAUCUGGAUCUUUUCCUUCGCUUUCUUCUGGGUCUUUCACUAAAGUCCAAUCAGAAUCUUCUAAACAUCUUAUUACCACAGACAGGAAGUAGCUCUGUGCACAGAAAUGAUAUUGUUCAAUACAUUAAGAAGAAGAUCAGUGAAGAUCUUACUACAGACAAAUCCAUCAAUCUCUUCCAGUGUCUGAAUGAAAUGGGUGAUCAUUCUCUAGUGGAGGAAAUCCAACACUACCUAAAAUCUGGAAAACAAAGUGAACUUUCUUCCUCACAGUGGUCUGCUCUGGUGUUUGUGUUACUGACAUCAGUAGACAAGCUGGAAGAAUUUGACCUGAGUAAAUAUAUCAGUACUGACAAAAUAACAGAGACUGUUCUGCUGAAGGUGAUGCCUGUGAUUGCAGCAUCCAAAAAAGCAAUUAUCAGGUGUGAUUCACUUGAAGUGAAAGGUUGCUCAGCUCUGGUUUCAGUGCUGAGCUCAGAAACCUCCAAUCUGAAAGAACUGCAUCUGACAGUGAAAAAACUGGAUCUGACAGGGAAGAAACUAGAAGACUCAGUAGUAAACUGUCUCUCUGCUGUGGUGGAGAGUUUAUACUGUAAAGUGGAGACACUGAGAUUGCGUCAGUGUGAUGUCUCACCUGAAGGCUGUGCAGCUCUGAUCUCAGCUGUGAGAUCAAACCCCUCACACCUGAGAGAACUGGACCUGUCCUAUAAUAAUGUAGGAGAUUCAGGAGUGAAGUGUCUCUCUGAGAUUCUGGAGAAUUCUCAAUGUAAACUGGAGAGUCUGAUGUUGUGCAAGUGUGGUGUCUCAGAUGAAGGCUGUGCUGCUAUGACUUCAGCUCUGACAUCAAACCCCUCACACCUGAGAGAACUGGCUCUGUCUGAUAAUAAAGUCGGAGGCUCAGGAGUGAAGGGUCUUUCUGCUGUACUGAAGAAUCCUCAAUGUAAACUGGAGAAACUGAGGUUGUACAAGUGUGGUGUCUCAAAUGAAGGCUGCGCUACUCUAACAUCAGCUCUGAGAUCAAACCCCUCACACCUGAGAGAACUGACUCUGUCCUAUAAUAAUAUCGGAGACUCAGGAGUGAAGUGUCUGUCUGCUGUAUUGGAGAAUCCUCACUGUAAACUGACAAAACUGUGGUUGUGCAGUUGUUGUGUUUCCCAUGAAGGCUGUGUUGCUCUGUCUUCAGCUCUGAGAUCAAACCCCUCACACCUGAGAGACCUGGCUCUGUCUUUUAAUAAAAUAGGCGACUCAGGAGUAAAGUGUCUCUCUGCUGUACUGGAGAGUCCUCAAUGUAACCUGGAUAUACUGUGGUUACGUACCUGUGAUGUCACAGAUGAAGGUUGUGCUGCUCUGACUUCAGCUUUGAAAUUAAACCCAUCCCACUUGAGAGAACUGUAUCUGUCCUGGAAUAAAAUUGGAGACUCAGGAAAGAAGCAACUUUCUGCUCUUAAGGAUGAUAAACAUUACAAUCUACAAAUACUGGGCAUGUGAGGAACAUCUGUGUGUUUAAUGAAGACGUCGGUGUUCCUGCAUGUCCAUUUGGAGAAUUGAUAAGAUGUUUAUUCAGUAAUAACACAUGUAACAUGCUAAGUGUUUCUACUCAUUGUGUACAGUGAAUCAGUUUGAAUUUUAUCUUAAUUGUAUAAAUUCCCAUGACCUCAUAAAAAAAUCCAAGUAUAAAAUACAUAGUUUGACAAUACAUAGUUUGUAAAAAUUGAUGUUUUGGCUGUAACAGUUUCCCUCUGACCAACCAAUCAGAGGAUGGAAAAAUGCUGAUGCUAUUCUGUGAGGCAAAUCUAAAAUCUGAUUGGUUAAAGAAACAGAGCUAGUUCUUAGGUAGACUGGUAAAUAAGGCAAGCAAAACAGACUUUGAAGGCCCUGGGCAGAUUAAAUUGACAUGGCAGCACAUAGAGGCUGAAAUCCGAUUGGACAAAAAAUCUAACAUCCACAAACGUACUGGAAGCAGUGCAGCCAAGAGAUACGCU